AUGGCCAUUUUCUGUAUGAGGUACUUUUGGAUUUUUAAUCUAUCUAUCUAUCUAUCUAUCUAUCUAUCUAUCUAUCUAUCUGUGUAUUUCCAACCCUUUCUCUCGACAGUUAAUGGACGGUGGCAAAUAAUGUUUCGAAUACAGGCAAGUAUCUCUUUUUUCAAUGAUGACUGCAUCCUGCUCAGUCCCUAUCCCUUUUCCCUUGACACCCACGCGGUCAGUUGGGUCGGCAUUGGGAUUCUUUUUCCUUCAUCAUUGUAUUUUUCUCUUCCUUCUCGAUUUUUGUAUCGGAGCUACACGUUCUUCUUUUUCCUUUCCGUGUUGCAUAUCUCACCCUUUUUCACACGAAUUUCUACUUUUUUUUCUUCUCUCACUUUCAUAUAUAUACCUUUUGUUUCUUCCUUCUUCCUUUCAAUAUUUUUUCUCCUAACAGUUAGUCUUCCUCUUCCUACUUUUCUUGUUGUUGUUGUUGUUGUUGUUGUUGUUGUUGUUGUUCUUCUUCUUCUUCUUCUUCUUCUUCUUCUUCUUCUUCUUGUCCUUCGCCUUUACAUAGUUACUCCUUCGUUUUCUAUCGUUUUUCGUCGUUUUCUUUUUGGGGAUUUUGGCAUUUUUGCAGUUUAUCCUCUCUUUCCCAUUUCCUUCUUUUUUCUCAUUUUCAUCGUUUCUUCUUCUUCUUCUUCUUCUUCUUCUUCUUCUUCUUCUUCUUCUUCUUCUUGUCCUUCGCCUUUACGUUGUUACUCCUUCGUUUUCUAUCGUUUUUCGUCGUUUUCUUUUUGGGGAUUUUGGCAUUUUUGCAGAUUCAACCACUCUUUCCCAUUUACUUCUUUUUUCCCAUUUCCUUCUUUUUUCUCAUUUUCAUCGUUUCUUCUUCUUCUUCUUCUUCUUCUUCUUCUUCUUCUUCAGAUAAUUGCUUAA
This is a messenger RNA of Acanthosepion pharaonis, 915 nucleotides long. Lineage: Eukaryota; Metazoa; Mollusca; Cephalopoda; Sepiida; Sepiidae. The record is from the annotation of a GenBank genome assembly.